This is a messenger RNA of Tripterygium wilfordii, 1002 nucleotides long. RefSeq lists its product as uncharacterized. The record is from RefSeq and is a predicted model, not a curated record. The transcript is spliced from 2 exons. NCBI's taxonomy places the organism in Eukaryota, Viridiplantae, Streptophyta, Magnoliopsida, Celastrales, Celastraceae. The coding region runs from base 118 to 717 and encodes 199 amino acids.
ACCUGCGGAAGCCAUAAACCCUCCAUCUACUUCAACUCGUCUCCAUCCAUCCUUCGUCCUAAAACCCUCGUCACAUCUCUCUUCCUCUUCCCUUUCAAACUUAUUAACAAACACAUCAUGAGCUCUUUCACCACCAACUUCGACAAUCUCCUCCUCCAGACCUUGAUGGGCCGUCUGCAAAUCCACCCGCCUCCACGACACAACAACCCUCUCCUUUCCCAAUCCCUCGAAGACCUCCUCUUUGACGCUGCCAAUCUCUCUGAUUCCGACGAUGAUGCCAACGACAGCAACACCCAGCUCGCCAAACAAGAAUCUAAGCUCGAGAAGGAUGUUAUUCGCAUCAUCCUCUCGGGAAACACCGAUUCCUUGAAACCCAACUCGGGCCACGCGGUCACAAUAGGGGACCACCAUAUUUGUGUUGGAUUUCAUGAGGAGAACAGAUCGGAUUAUCGGGUAUGGGAGUGGCACGGCCAUAUAAUGUUGUUUGACGAGGAGAAUGGGUACACGCCUGAGUAUAUAUAUGGAAAUUACUUUGAGAGAUUGCAGGCGAACGCACGCGGGCCCAGAAAAGAGGAAAAACAGCAAGUGGAGGAGGAGGAGGAGGAAAAGGUAGAGGAAGUGGGUAACAAGGGGCUGAGGGAGUUGAUCGAUGCAGGGGAUUCAUGCGGAGGUCGCAUUCUUCACCGCAAUAUCAAUGCGGGCUCGCCAAGGUUUUAGUUGAGAGAUUGGCUUCUUCAAAGCAAGCAGUUUAUGUGUUGAAGUGGAAGGCUGCUUUCAGUGUCACUCAGUCUCAUCCCAAUUGCCUGCUCCGAAUUGAGGGUACUGUAGAUCAUUUAAGCAGUUCCCCCAGUGUUACCGACGCUCAUCUUGUGUCUGCUGUAGUUUCUCUAUCUUGACUGAAAAUAUAUGUUGAACAGACCACAGUAGUUGGUUUAGUAUUUUUGAGACAUUGUUUUGUUUGAUUACCUUUUUUUAUAUUUAAAAAGCAUAAUAUAUCUGUGC